This is a messenger RNA of Pseudogymnoascus verrucosus, 2810 nucleotides long. RefSeq lists its product as uncharacterized. Gene Ontology annotation, cellular component: microtubule; kinesin complex. The record is from RefSeq and is a predicted model, not a curated record. The transcript has 2 exons. NCBI's taxonomy places the organism in Eukaryota, Fungi, Ascomycota, Leotiomycetes, Thelebolales, Thelebolaceae. Gene Ontology annotation, biological process: microtubule-based movement; DNA repair. Gene Ontology annotation, molecular function: ATP binding; DNA binding; ATP hydrolysis activity. The coding region runs from base 411 to 2612 and encodes 733 amino acids.
GAUAUGAGGCGCAAGGCGGCGGGCUGGUCGGCAGUGCCUCGCAGCUCCUGCUAGUGAUGUAUGCCCGCGCAUACUGAUAUGCUCCUGUCAAAUGCUGCGUCGCAAUUCGGCUGGAUGCUCGUGCUCUCCAACUUUCGCCAACUUUUGGGAAUGGUCGGGUCGGAUCGCCAGAUAGGCGGUGGGGGGCGGCAAUAAAUGGGAGCUCCGUCACCCCGUCAACCAGCUACUGGUGUUUGCCCUUCCCCUUCGCGCUUCCACCGCUACUUGCUUCAAUUGCGUUAACGACAACUCGCCCAAUUCUUCGACACUCGGCAACCAGCAGCACGGGGAGGGAGGUUCUUUUGCUUCUUUAAUUUAAACGACACCUUUUUACUGUCCUUACUGCAUUGCGAAAGCUGCCUAUAUUGAUAAUGUCUGUGCGUGUUGUUGCCAGGAUACGGCCCACUCUGGGCAAGGAGCUCGAGAAGGAUACGAUUGUGCGAGCGGAAGCCAGCGAAGAUGGGAAGCCGAUGAACAUUGUCCGCAUACCGAACCCAAGGAACGAGGCGGAGGAGUUCAGCUUCGCGUUCAAUGGCGUCUACGACCAGAGCACGAGCCAGGAGGAGCUCUUCACGAACGAAGUUUCUCCACAUCUCAAAGCCCUAUUCCAGGGACUCGAUGUCACGAUAUUCGCAUACGGAGUUACGGGGACGGGGAAGACGCACACAAUGCGUGGUGGCUUGAAGCUCUCGGAGCGUGGUGUCAUCCCCAGGCUGCUCAGCGGAAUAUAUAGACGUGGGCGAAAGGUGGUCAAGGAUUCCGGGGGUGAGACCUCGGUCUCCGUGUCGCUGUCUUACUACGAAAUCUAUAAUGACAAGGUCUUCGACCUGCUUGAGUCGCCAGAUAAGCGCUUGCCGGCUGGACUGCCAUUGCGCGAAAAGGAUGGGAAGACAAUCGUGGUUGGCCUGUCAGAGCGUGAAUGCAAUGACUUGAAGGACUUCGAGGGUCUAUACAUCGAGGCGAACAACAAUCGCAGUACAGCUGGCACGAAGCUAAACGCGCAGAGUUCGCGUAGCCAUGCAAUCUUGAUGGUGAAGGUUAUUCAGACAACGGGUGACGAAUCGAGGAUAAGCACUGCUUCAGCCAUUGACUUGGCUGGAUCAGAGGAUAACCGCCGCACUGAAAACGGGAAGGAGAGGAUGGUGGAGUCUGCUAGCAUCAACAAGAGCUUGUUCGUCCUGAGCCAGUGCAUUGAUGCUAUCAGCAGAGGGGACAAGAGAGUCCCAUACAGAGAGUCGAAGAUGACUAGGAUCUUGUCGUUAGGUCAGAACAGUGGCAUAACUAUCAUGGUCCUGAAUCUGGCUCCGCUUCGAAGCUAUCAUCUCGAUACGCUGAGCAGCUUGAACGUUAGUUCCAGGGCCAAGAGGAUCGAGGUCCGCGAGAUUGAGAAUGAAGUGGUUUUCAAACAACAUCCGAAAUCGAUGUCCAGUCUCUCAGGAUCGACGAUCAACCGACAGCCGUUGCGCCCUCUGGCAAACGCACACAAUACGAACAUAGCGCCAGCUGCUGCUACCACGAAGGCAGGAGACAAACCGAUGAAGGCUUUCUCAGUCUACUCGGAUCGUACCAAGCCUACAAAGCCAGCUACGACUGUCACACGGACGAACUCUAAGCGCUUGUCAGACGGCGCCCGUCCUUCAAGAACCGCGCGUCCAGCUUUAUCCAGUCGAGCACCUGCUCCUGAGCUGUCAACCGCCAAAAUUGAAGAGAUGGUCGAGCGCAAGGUUUCCGAAAUCCUAGCUUCGCGCGCUGCGCAGACGGCGCCUGCACCCAUCCCCGCUGCGGUGAGUGAUGAGGUACAGCGCCGCCUGGACGCGCUGGAGCGCAAGAUUGAGGAGAGUAAUGGGGCAGCAGAGGAUGCACGGAAUGAGGGGCUAAGGUUCCUGUUAAUGGCAAAGCAACAUAAAGAGCAUGGCCAAGAUAGCAGCGCGUUGAAGAUGUAUGAGAUGGCGUUGCCGUAUUUUCCAGGCCAGGUGAAGCUGGAGAGGAAGAUUGAGGCACUACGCGCAAGAAUCAGGGCGAAGAAGGAAGAGGAGCAGCAUCAUCUGAUGGCACAGAAGCACCAGAGUCUACCUACGAGCGGACAUUUGGCUACAAGACCUAUCCAGCAGCUUCCAACCCCAGCGCCAUCUUUCGAGGCUGUCUCCGAGGCGCCAGCGUCGAAGAAGCGCAAGAUGAAGGUGCGCCCUGAUAACGACGAUGAUGACUUCAGCGGCUCUAUCGUUGCCGAUGAAGACUCGUACGACGACGAUGAUAACCUCAGCCACAAGCCUCUUAAGGUCCGCAAAUCCAAAGCUCCAAAGCCUUUUGUCUUCACCUUCGGUGACGAAGCAGCGGCCCUCACGCCACGCAAGCGCUUCAUCCUCGACGCGGUGAACUCGCGUGACAUUGGGCAGAUUAAGGGGCUCAAUGGGAUCGGGGCGAAGAAGGCAAGGGAUCUACUGGAGUUCCUGGACUUGCAGGCUGAGGAAGAGGGGGGUAGAAUUGAGAGUCUGGGGCAGCUGGUUGGGGUGCCCGGAAUGGGUGGGAAGACGGUGGAGAGGAUGUAUGAGGGCGUUGCUGUUGGUGUUUGAAAGGGGUGUUGUGUAUACCCGGUGCGCGGUUUGGGGAUGAUUGUUCCCAUACGUGCUUGUCUUUUGAGCCGUUUGGAUUAGGGGGCGUUUGCAUUUGCAUGUGCUAGGAGUUAUUGGAAGGGGAGGGGUUUAUCUUGGGGGCGUUGUUUGUCUGGUUAGACACGUUUGGAUUUUAGGCCGUUCAAUUGACGAUUUGGC